AUGUCUUCAGGUGGUAAUAGUGCCUCCGUCUAUGGAGGUGAUGAAAUAAAUGCUAUCGUUCUAGAUCCAGGCUCUUAUCACACAAGGAUUGGGUACGCAGGUGAAGACUUUCCGAAGGUCAUCACACCCUCUUGUUAUGCCAUUGAAAAGGGUAAUGAGAACCAGAAGCAGAAAAGAAUCUUUGGUGACUCAAUCAAUGUUCCUAGACUGAAUUACGUCGUAGAACCAAUAAUGAAAGAUUCAAUGGUUAUUGAUUGGAAUACUGCACUUGAUCAGUACAAAUAUUAUUUUCAUGACUUUUUAAAGAUAGAUUAUAAAGAGCAGCCUAUAUUAAUAACUGAGCCUGUGUGGACAGAGUUUAAGUAUAGACAGGAGCUUGUGGAGAAUUUUUAUGAAAGUUUUGACUUCCCAGCAUUGUAUCUCGCUCGUACACCAACUUGUAUUUCAUUUCAGCAGGGUCGUCCCAACUGCUUAAUCGUUGAUAUCGGACACGAUUCAGCUAGUGUGACGCCUGUCAUCGAUGGUAUAUCGCUAUUGAAAAAUUCAAUGAAGACACAUUACGCGGGUAGGUUUUUGAACGAUCAAAUUCGAGACUUGCUUGACACUCAAUUUCCUAAGGUUGCGAUUGAAAAUAGCUACAAAAUUAAAAGUAAGAUACCCACGAUAUACCCUCAGGAAGCCAGAUUUGAACUAAAAAACCUUCCCAAAGGGAUUACAAAAUCAUUUGAAGAUUACGACAGACAAAAAAUUUGGCACGAGUUCAAAGAGACUGUUCUUGAAGUUCCAGAGAAGAAAAUAACAUCUUCCUCAAAAGAUACAUAUUCUCAAGAUUCAUAUAAGCGGUUAUUCGAGUUCCCUUCCGGCCAAUCCAUUGAAUUGUCGGCGGAGAGAUUUGAAUUGGCUGACGCUCUCUUUGAACCCCAGAACUAUAAGUUUCAUUCAGAACAUCUCGAGAAGCAAUAUCCUCCAAGCAACGGUGAAUUAUAUCUCGAUAGCUCUUACGACGAUUAUAGGCCCUUGAAAAGGGCACGAAAAGCAGAGUCAACUCCUCCUCCUGCCGACCCUCUGUCAGAUCUGGCAUCACAAAUACGUGGCCUCUCAAGUCUUAUAUCUCACGCAAUUUCUACAAUUGAUAUUGACUUGAGGUCUUCAGUAGCUCAUAAUAUAAUCGUUACUGGUGGAGUUUCUUUGAUUCCUCAGUUGACGGAAAGACUAUAUAAUGAACUAUCCAACUCCAAUCCUGGUUUGAAAAUAAGGCUACAUGCGGCAGGAAAUUCAAGUGAAAGAGUGAAUCAGUCUUGGAUAGGAGGCAGCGUCCUUGCCUCACUUGGUACUUUUCACCAGAUGUGGGUCUCAAAAGCUGAAUAUGAAGAGGCAGGACCCGAAAGAAUAUUGAAACAAAGAUUUAGAUAG
This is a messenger RNA of Priceomyces carsonii, 1413 nucleotides long. It is a transcript of the gene ARP4, whose product is annotated as Arp4p. NCBI's taxonomy places the organism in Eukaryota, Fungi, Ascomycota, Pichiomycetes, Serinales, Debaryomycetaceae. Gene Ontology annotation, biological process: chromatin remodeling; regulation of transcription by RNA polymerase II. The record is from RefSeq and is a predicted model, not a curated record. The coding region runs from base 1 to 1413 and encodes 470 amino acids. Gene Ontology annotation, cellular component: SWI/SNF complex; NuA4 histone acetyltransferase complex. Gene Ontology annotation, molecular function: chromatin binding. The transcript has a single exon.